AACUGUUGCGCUUUGGCGACCGGGACAAUCGUAGUGUAGGGUUACAAUUACGACUGAGAGCGGUUUCUAUCGAGAGCGGAACGCAUACUUGCCUCCGCACUUUCAGAUAUGUUGCGUGUCAAUUGUUUUAUCAUACAGGGAUAGAAAGUUUACAAGAUGCUGUUUGUAUGAAAUGCUCUGUUAGUAUUUCUUUUUGUUAUUGAACUGUCUAAUCUUGCCAUAGAGGAUAUUUUUGAUCACUUCCGAACGUCUAAAGGAGUGUUUUCCUCCCGGAAACAGACAAAUACGCACCAGGGAAAAGACUGUUAAAACACACGCGAACGAUGGAAAGGUUGUGGUAUUAGGAACAUAGCUUUGUUUUGACUUAGUUCAUAUAUUCUACUAGAUGAGACUUGUCAUAGCUAACCUUUGAUUUGGGGAGACAGGGACUAAAUGUCAAGAAAACUAACAAUUAUGAAUUCGUUUUGUGGAAGAUGGGCAUUCGUCAUGCUUUUCUGGACAGACUGGUAUAUUCGGGCAUACUCAGAAACGUUCUACAAAGACCCUAUGACAACAGUAAGCCUCUACUGCCAGUCGGACAAACAACAGACAUCUGAAAUGGUUAUGUGGAAGAAAAAACCGCACGAUGAAAUGCUGUUCUUUAUGGAAACUCGCCAUACUAGCGAUAAAUACUACUCACUGGACAGAAGCUACAAUGACUGGAAUCUGGUCAUCACAACAAUCCUGGAGAGACACGAGGGGGUCUACAUAUGUUGUCAGAUUGUUAGGGGUACAGAAAUCACCAUUAGAGAAUACACACUAUUCGUCAAUGGUCCACCGGAAAUACCACCCAACACUCCUUGGACGACAAACCUUGCAGUCGUGGAGGGCGACAUAGUCGACAUGCGGUGCGAUAUUAAGGGUUCUCCAAAGCCCUCUAUCAACUGGUUCACUCAGGAGGGCGAACAAAUAAACCCUAUCCACAUCAAGGGUUCUCUUCUACAAGUCCGCAACAUCACACGGCUUUGUGUCACGAAAUUUGUCUGUCUUGCCGAAAACAGAUUCUCUCAGAGUCCUAUCAACAUGACCUUUAAUAUUGAAGUGGAAUUUCCGUCGCAGAUGUUUGUAUAUGACGCAAAAUCACACGGAACGGAUGAGUCCUCCUCUACAAUCUACAGAAAAAGAGGCAUUGAGAUAAAAUUACGAUGUGACGUCAUGGCAUCACCUGACGUUAAGAUUUAUUGGAAGGUCAAGAAGAGGAAGGGGAGGCCCAGACUACGUGAACUAGCAACGUAUAUACCGGGAGAGGGCGUCUCGGACAGCAGUAAAAAGAAAGAAGAUAAUUUUUAUAGAUUUGAAUAUCAUCUUCUCCCACAGAAGAAAGUGACUAUUUUUGACAUGAUAUUCAUAACGGAUCAAGCUUUUACGUUCUCAGAAUACGUGUGUGAAACGGACAAAAAUACGUUUCCAGGCACAAGGAAGAGUUUAACUGUCGCAAUGCUUCCCUAGAAGUAUACAGUCGCCUAUUUUAAAUGGACAAAGGAAGGUUAUGUAUAGAUUGUUCACACUCUGUACAUUAAAAUUAUAUUGGUUUCAAA
Ostrea edulis (European flat oyster) is the source of this 1577-nucleotide messenger RNA. RefSeq names its product hemicentin-2-like. The transcript is spliced from 7 exons. The coding region runs from base 433 to 1488 and encodes 351 amino acids. The record is from RefSeq and is a predicted model, not a curated record. Gene Ontology annotation, cellular component: neuron projection. Lineage: Eukaryota; Metazoa; Mollusca; Bivalvia; Ostreida; Ostreidae.